Mya arenaria is the source of this 7682-nucleotide messenger RNA. Its product is annotated as ras-related protein Rab-39A-like. NCBI's taxonomy places the organism in Eukaryota, Metazoa, Mollusca, Bivalvia, Myida, Myidae. Bases 99 to 740 code for a protein of 213 amino acids. The transcript is spliced from 2 exons. Gene Ontology annotation, molecular function: GTPase activity; GTP binding. Gene Ontology annotation, cellular component: Golgi membrane. The record is from RefSeq and is a predicted model, not a curated record.
AUAUUGACAGGAGAAACUGCGUUUGUUUACCUCUGUAGCAUAUUUUCAUAUGAAAUAAAUGACAUAGAAGAAUCAUAUCAUUGAUUUUAGUGUUCAACAUGGUUGAACCAAUCUUUGACUACCAGUUUCGUCUUAUUUUGAUAGGAGACAGUACUGUAGGAAAAUCUUCUCUCCUAAAAUAUUUCACUGAUGGAAAGUUCGACGAGUUAUGUGAUCCAACCGUAGGAGUAGACUUUUUCGCAAGGCUGUUGGAAGUGAAGAAUGGGGUGCGUGUGAAACUGCAACUGUGGGAUACUGCGGGGCAAGAGAGAUUCAGAUCAAUAACAAGAUCCUACUACAGAAACUCAGUUGGAGUUAUGCUUGUGUAUGACAUUUCAAAAAGACAAAGUUUUGAAAGUAUAACAGGGUGGCUUGCAGAGGCUAAAUUCCACAUUGAACCGCACCAAGCAGUCUACAUGAUUAUUGGACACAAAGCAGACUGUGACAAUGACCGUCAAGUAUCUUAUCGUGAGGCCCAACAAUUUGCACAGGUAAAUGGACUGAAAUAUAUUGAGACAUCAGCAAAAAAUGGACAGAAUGUGGAAGAAGCAUUCCAGCUACUUGCGAAAGAUGUAUAUAAGUUAUUAGAGGAAGGUAGAGUUAAACUGGAAGAUGGAUGGGAUGGGAUUAAACCUGGGUUUAAUCGGACUGAAGAACAUGUGCAUUUAGAAGAAGAGGAAGCAAAAUCUAAAUGUUGUUGAUAUUAUACUUAAGAGCUUACGUGUGCUGCGCCUAUUGUAAUUCUAUUGUGUUUUCCUCUCUGUGCCAUUUAACCAUCUACAUCCAUACCUUAAUGUCCUAUUAAAUGUGCCAGGUGCUUGUCUUUUUGAGCAACUUGCACACUUGAUAAGAAACCUUUUUCCCCAUUUGUCAAACUUAAAAAUCUACUUAAUUCUAUGAUCAGUCAUGUAUUAAAAACAUAUGAAUUACCCAUCAGGCCAUCACAUAGGGAAAACAUGCGAAUGACUAUGCAGCAAUCAAUAUGCGCUGCAUCAUAGAUGUUAACAUCCCCUGGUUUGUUAUCCCUCGCCGAAUUGAAGGUUUUGGGAGGGGGAUAUUGUUUUGGCGUUGUCUGUCAGUCUGGCAUUCCGUUUGUCCUUCGGUUCACCCGGAACGAUAUUUUGGUAGGCAUUGAUCAGAAAAUGUUCAAACUUGGUCAGAAUGUUCCCCAUGAUCAAAUCUCGACCACAUGUAAAAGUGGGUCACAUGGGGUCAAAAACUAGGUCACUAGGUAAAAUCUUUGGAACAAACAAGAGGUAUUAUACAUGGUCAAAUAUUCAUGAAUCAUAAUCAAAAUGUUUUCCUUGAUGAACUCUUGGACGUAAAUAAAGUGGGUCAGAUAUGAUCAAAAAUUAGGUCACUAGGUCAAAUCUUAGAAAAAUCUUGUCAGGAACCAUAUCAUGGUAAUGAUUGGUCAGAUUAUGUUUAAACUUGGUCAGGAUGUACCCCUUGAUGAAAUAUGGACCGCUUGUAAAAGUGGGUCACAUGGAGUCAAAAACUAGGUCACUGUCUCAAAUCUUUGGAAAAAACUAGAGGCAUUAUUCAUGGUCAAAUAUUCAUGAAUCAUAAUCAAAAUGUUUUCCUUGAUGAACUCUUGGACGUAUAUAAAACUGGGUCACAUAUGAUCGAAAAUUAGGUAAACCUUAGGUAAAAUUAAAUAAACCGACAGAAUCAGAACAGACCCCCUUUCCAUCUAUUAGGGCAUGCAUGUUUAAUAGGACAUUUAAGGUUUGCAUACAUAUAGAUCUUCACUUCUUUACUGACUUAUUACAUGUCAUUAUUGUUUUUUGAAACUGACUGCAGACUUUUGAAAAGUAUUGAAUAUUCACUCAGAUCUAGAUAUAAUGCAUGUCAACCUAAUGAUCAGCUAGUAGUGUAAAGCAGAACCUGUUAAAUGCACAAAGUAGUAUUGAAAUCAAAACAUCUGUAUAUAAAUCAAAAUGUUUUCAAAGCAUGGUAAUGUAUUUAGGAAUUUUUGAAACUGUUUCAACUUUGACCCAUGUUUUAUUUAUACAUACCAUAUGAUAUAACUUUUAUCUGAUAUUUAAGUAUUAAAAUUAAAAUCUUACUUUUUUAUGUAUAAUUUUUGCAUUAUGUAGUCAUUUGCCUUUUACUAGCAUAUUGGAAUUUAAUUGCCCGUAUGCUUUUAUCCAUGAAUUAUAAUAUUUUACAAAAAAAAAUAUAAUGUUUUGAAAUCAGUAAGCAGUACAGCUCCAUAUAUGUUGAUAAGUGCAUGGACAGGUACCUGCAGGAUGGGUAUGUUUUGGAGGAUGCAAUUUCGGUUCCAUGUACCCAAAUGAUGAAGCUAUGAUUUUUAAUUUAUUCUUUCAAUAACCCUUUUCAUAGAUAACAUUCCGCCAACUUUGUGACUGAGUUCACAUGAACAGAGAAUGCAUUUCCUCAUUUCAUUUGUGAAAUGUUCAAAAGACUUCCAAACUGUACCAAUCUUUGUUGAUGAUAUGGUUUCUUUGCAGUGUUUUAAAAAGGAAACAAACCAUGUAUUUACUAGUCUUUGUCAUGUUUAUUCGAUGGCUUUAAAUGAAUAUUCGACUCUCCGGGUACCUGUGAUUAAUAGAUGAUCGGGAAUCUGGGUUCAAAAGUUUUACCCGUCCAUGCUCUUAUAAUCAUAAAUGGUACAGCAAAUGUUUGAGUCAAAAUAGAUGCAAUUUGUAAUGUGUUCAUGUACAACAGUGCUAGACAUUAAUGAAAUAAUUUUGUUUGUACCUAAGAUUCAAUACACGUAUCAUAGUUAAAUCCUGUGUGUACAUGGUCACAGACCUACGCAUGAGGAUCAUCUUUAUGAGUCUUUUUUUUGCUACUAAUUUAAGCUUUUAGCCUCAUUUAUUGCUGUUAUUGAACCCAUUUUUUGCAUAUCACCUUUUCUGUUAGAUAUUCAUAUAUUAUACAUGUAUAUUUGAACAUAUUUAAUGGCUUUACCUGAACAACCAGUUGAACAAAAUAUUGGUUGAACUUCAUAGUAAUUGAAAUGUUUACACAACCAUGUUUAAGUUUUGAUCUUCUUUUAAAAGACUAAGGUCUAUUUUGACAACAUAUAUUGUUGGCUAGCAGUUUUACAAGUUGUGAUAAUGUCUGCACUUAGUGCCAGUAUGUCCCUGACAUUGUAUUAUCUUACAUAGAAAUGUUUUCCUUUAAGACAGCUUGUGUUGAUAUGUUUUAUGUUAUUUCACUUGUUAUUUAUGUUUUAACAUCAAUGAGUCUUUCUUCUAGUCUUCUAUGCUUUGUUAUGAUUUAUAUCACAUGAAUUAGUUCUGUUUGAAAAAAGAAACUAGUUUUUUGUAGUUGAGUUAUAAUGGUAUAGGCUAUUUUCCAAAAAUACCAAACAAAAAACUCACAAACCAAGGUCAGUUUAUUGGGGAAUGAGGGGCAGACCAAGGUCAGUUAAUUGGGGAAUGAGGGGCAGACCAAGGCCAGUUUAUUGGGGAAUGAGGGGCAGACCAAGGUCAGUUUAUUGGGGAAUGAGGGGCAGACCAAGGCCAGGUUAUUGGGGAAUGAGGGGCAGACCAAGGUCAGUUUAUUGGGGAAUGAGGGGCAGACCAAGGUCAGUUUAUUGGGGAAUGAGGGGCAGACCAAGGUCAGUUUAUUGGGGAAUGAGGGGCAGACCAAGGCCAGGUUAUUUGGGGAAUGAGGGGCAGACCAAGGCCAGUUUAUUGGGGAAUGAGGGGCAGACCAAGGUCAGUUUAUUGGGGAAUGAGGGGCAGACCAAGGCCAGUUUAUUGGGGAAUGAGGGGCAGACCAAGGUCAGUUAAUUGGGGAAUGAGGGGCAGACCAAGGCCAGGUUAUUGGGGAAUGAGGGGCAGACCAAGGUCAGUUUAUGGGGGAAUGAGGGGCAGACCAAGGCCAGUUUAUUGGGGAAUGAGGGGCAGACCAAGGUCAGUUUAUUGGGGAAUGAGGGGCAGACCAAGGCCAGUUUAUUGGGGAAUGAGGGGCAGACCAAGACCAGUUUAUUGGGGAAUGAGGGGCAGACCAAGGCCAGUUUAUUGGGGAAUGAGGGGCAGACCAAGGCCAGUUUAUUGGGGAAUGAGGGGCAGACCAAGGUCAGUUUAUUGGGGAAUGAGGGGCAGACCAAGGUCAGUUUAUUGGGGAAUGAGGGGCAGACCAAGGUCAGUUUAUUGGGGAAUGAGGGGCAAACCAAGGCCAGUUUAUUGGGGAAUGAGGGGCAAACCAAGGCCAGUUUAUUGGGGAAUAAGGGGCAGUUGUGCGCUACCAUUUUAAACCUGAGUUUAAAGUGACACUCUUAUUCAAAAUCAACAAAUACACAUGUAUAACAAGCAUAAAUUUUGAGUGAUAAAUCUUCGACUACUUACUAAAUAAUGCAUUUAUGAAAAAUAUUAAUUACUGAUAACAAGUUUACAACCAUGUAUUUAAUAGCUAAAAACGCAAACAUAUUAAAUUAAACGCAGGGUCCUUAAUAAUAAGAACCAUUGUUUUCGAAAUUUAAUAAUCUUUUUGGUAAAUUAAAACAAUUGUGCUAAAUAUGGUAAAUCUUAUUUGGGAGUAAUCGUGCAUCUUUAGGAAGUACUAUGCAUUACCGUACUAACAAAUUGGAAUUUGGAAUGUUUUUAUUGAAACAUUUGGGGAGAUAUAUACUUUGUGGAAUUGAAAAUAUAAACCAAUAUGAACUGUAAAAUCUUAUUUUGCUUUGUGACUUUUGAGAAUCUCACUUCUAUAUUUUUAGAUCAUAAAAAAAGCCAUAUAGUAAUUUGCUGAUUAAGUUAAAACCACACCAAAACCAUGAAAUAAAUUAUUCUGUUGAACAGUUUCAUUCCCAGCAAAUACUUUGAAUGACUUUAUGAGCCUCAAAAGUCAUAAAAAGAAUUUGAUUAUAUUUUGAUUUGCCUUUUACAUGUGUUCAUUUCUAUAGUGCUCACAUUUUUAGCUCACCUGAGCACAAAGUGCUCCAUGUGACUCAUAAAAAGGGCCACGCUACAUUAAUCUGUAUUGUCUAUAUGAAAAACCUUGAAAAUCAUUUCUUGAGAACCUAUUGGCCUGAAUUUACAGAAAUGUUCUGAAGGUGAACCACUGUCAAAUCCCUUCACCCUAUGUUGAUUUAUAAAACAUGGUUGCCAAGGGCUUGGCUAGUUAACACUUUAUGUUUAUUUGGAAAAAUAGCAACCAUUGACUUGAUUUUAAAAUAAUUUCACAGAAAUAUGCCAUAGGCAACAUGGUAUAAAAUUACCUACCCCAUUACAAUUCAUAAAAACAUGGUUGCCAGGGGCAGGGCUAGUUUUCACUAUAUGUCUAUAGGGGAAACAUUUUUGAAAUUUUUCCCUCUGAAACCAUUGGCCUGAUUUUUAAAUAUCUACACAGAACUGUUCCUUAUGUGGACCUUUUAUCAAAAUUUUUGAUACUUACACUGGUGAUAUUUCACUGAUAAAACUCCAUAUUUCAUAGAAAGGCAUGAAAGAAAGAGUUUUACAAUCAUCGAAGACAUCAACUUAAAACUUCAUGAAUGUAUUCACAGUAACAAUGUGCUCAUUAGUGAUGAGGUCUAUAACUCCAACUUUAACAUUGUAAAAGUAAUGGCCCUUUGUAACUUUUUAAACACAUAGUUUUCAUGUAUUAAAUUACGCCUUUUUAAAAAGGGGGAAGUAUUACAGUUUCAUCGUAUCAUACGGGCGGAGGUCUCCAGUAUGUUGUCCGAUCAAUUACUUUAUAACCCUUUGUCCAAUCAGGUGAGCAACAUACAUGUACAUGUAACCCCGUCUUGGCCCUCUUGGCCCUCUUGUUUGUUACACCAGGUCCUGUCAAUAAUAGACCACUUACAUUUUAUAACAAUGUAAACCUUUCAAUGUUUGUUGUUAUGUUAGAUACAGUCAUGUAUUGUGUUCAAGACAGGCUUAAGUGCUGUUAUGUUAGAUACAGUCAUGUAUUGUGUUCAAGACAGGCUUAAGUGCAAUAUGAAACAUGAAUGUUUAAAGGUUGAAAUGCAGAGAAAUUUUAUUUUCCUUAUAAGUUUGUUCAUGUAUUCUUUCAAGGCAUAUACACUUGUUAGUAUAUAUAUAUUUAUACAUACAUUUUACACUCAAUAAUUGUAGGAAAAAUAAGAUCCUAAGACUUACAAUGUAUCUUUCUAAAGUUUGGUUAACUGAUUUUACUGUUAUGAAGUUAUGUUGACAUUAAAUGAUGAUUUGAAGAAAUAAGUUGAGAUAUUGUCAUAGCGCUGGUUUUGUUCUUUUUAGCUAGUCUGUUUUUAAUAAGAUAAAUUUGCAUAGCCUUAUUGUUUUAGCACACAAAACUUUAAUCUCACCCAUAACUCAUUAAGGAAGUAGGAAAACCAAACCAAACUUAGUAGCCCCAUCUAAGUUGAACAUACGUCUAUUUGUGAAAAAAGCAAUGAUGUUGACUGCUCUUAGUAGUAAUCUAAUGUGUUGGUAUCACAAGCUGUUAAAAUAUGAUCUGUGGUUAUUAUUUGCUUUUUAAUUCUAAUCUGAAUAGGUUGUUGCUUCCAUUAUGUUGUUCUAAGUACACAUGUAAACCUCCAUUAUACUAUACAUGUAGUCUAAAUAUAAAUUGUGCUCCCCGAAGACUUGUUGAUGAUAAGUUUUAUUUUGUUUUCAAUUUCAGUUAAGUGUGUGUAUUCGAAAUGCGCUCAAAUUACUUAGUAUUAAUCACAUGGUCUGUUGUGGAAUACUAGUCAUUGGUAUUCGUAAAUAAACGUGCUUUCAACUGCAAACAAUCUUUGUAAUCUUUAUAUGUAUGUUCCUGGCAUGGGGCUGAAACCAUCCUCUCGCGGUAUUUAAAGUAUUUUAAUAAAGUAAAUUAGUACUCACAAAAUUUUCCUUGAGCAUUUUACUCCUUAAGGCAGGUCUAUAUAUAGCCAAGUCCGCUCCAUAACUAUAACCAAUGAAUGAAUAUUAAAACAAACUAAGUACAAUUGUUCCCAACAAGGUGCCAUAUACAAAGGGGUUGUUCCUGCCAAGUUCACCCAGGGUCAAGGCCAAUACAAAGUGGUUGUUCCUGCCAGGUUCCUCCAGGGUCAAGGCCACUACAAAGUAGUUGUUCCUACCAAGAUCACCCAGGGUCAAGGCCACUACAAAGUGGUUGUUCCUGUCAGGUUCCUCCAGGGUCAAGGCCACUACAAAGUGGUUGUUCCUGCCAGGUUCCUCCAGGGUCAAGGCCACUACAAAGUGUUGCUCCUUCCAUGUUCCUCCAGGUUCAAUGCCACAUUAAGGAGUAACAGGUCGUAUGGCCAUUUUAUUGCCCACUUCUUAUCUCUCGUGGUUGAACCGGUGAAAGGUAUUACAAUUUAAUAUUAUAACAUGUCGUUAUUUUUUAACUCCAAAGGGGCUUGGAGGAAUUCUAAGGGACCACACAUUAAGGUUUCGUGCGCAGUCCAUUUCCGGUCAAGGUCACUAUUAGGGGUCAAAUGUCACAUAAUCAUUUUACUAUACAUGGGCUUCACUUUUACACAAGUACAGCCAAUUCUACAAAAACACGUUUCGUGCAUUCCAAAUUAUUUUAAAACAGGCAUAGGCCACUUAGAACAACAUGGGGCUACUAUAACUACGGACUUUAAGAACUACUAAGAGAUACCUAAAAGCAUUAUGAAAUGUUAUUUUGUUAUGAAAUAAAUUAUAAUGAUUAUAUCUUAAAUUCAGAAAGAAAGAUUAUUUUGAAGUUGU